This is a messenger RNA of Apodemus sylvaticus (European woodmouse), 597 nucleotides long. RefSeq names its product EKC/KEOPS complex subunit LAGE3-like. Gene Ontology annotation, cellular component: EKC/KEOPS complex. NCBI's taxonomy places the organism in Eukaryota, Metazoa, Chordata, Mammalia, Rodentia, Muridae. The transcript has 3 exons. The coding region runs from base 1 to 597 and encodes 198 amino acids. The record is from RefSeq and is a predicted model, not a curated record.
AUGCAGGAUCCCGGUGAGGACAACGCAGGUGGCCUGACAGGGAUUGACGACGGGGGCGAGGAUGGGCAGCAUAGGCCUCAAGCUGCGGAGGCCCAGGCCAGCUCUCAGAGUUUGGUGACUGAGGGUGACCACGACAACUCCUCUCCUGAGACUGGCCCACAAGAUGCUGGCAGACAGGCUGCUCCAGGCAGUUCCCGCCCAGGGAGCCCUGUGGUGUCAGGAGUGUCAGCUGAAGAGGCAGCCUUGGUUCCCCAGGAUGAGCAGGCGCCACUUCUCCCUGGACCCAGUGGAGAUGCUGCAGCUACUGCAAGUCGACUCCUGGAGUUCUCUGUAAGAGUGCCUUUCUCUUCUGCUGUGGAGGCAGCCAUGGCCCGCAGGUCCCUGGUCGCCAACGCCCAGCGUCAGCUCUUAAUGGUUCCGCAGGAGUUCACUGUGAAUGACAGUAUCUUAGCUGUUAGGUGGACUACAGAAGACCCUGUUCUCUUCCGCAUUUCCAUCAAUAACUUCCUUGAUCAACUCUCCCUGGUCAUGAGAAACAUUCAACACCUUCAGUUUGUGGCUUUUAAACGAAGAAGAGAAAGAAGUCAUAAUAACUGA